AUGCUCAGCGCGUUUGCCAUUGGCUUCACACACCCACGCUCACUUGCUCGCCCUGGGGCCUUUAUCAUCGCUUCUCUUUGCACCUGGCAGAUCAUCUCGAAAUCGCUUCUCUGCCUAGGACGCAGAUAUUGGGCCACCACAGUCGCCGGGUAUACCAUUCAGCUGCUAGUCCAUUACAUGGAUGUGGCUUUGAUCGGGCAAUGGCGUUUUCCAAGAAGUAAGGAUAAACAGACUGUCUCCUCUUCUACAGUCAUUGCAACUCUCCGCGAAUGGAAGAAGAAGCUCGCUUUCGGGCUGUCUAUGAGCCUCACAUCUCGUUUCAUUGGGACCCCCGAACAGCUCAGUCACCUGCCUCCUUUCUUUUCUUGGAUGCCACAUUACGUCCCAUCUCGCGGGGUGUUUCUUUCCAUGACGGCUCUCACAGUCGUGGCUUGCUAUGCUGGAAUUGACUUGAUUCAGGCUAACGUUGCUUCCGUUGUUGGUGAUGAAUACGUCUCAUUGGAGACUAUCCCGAUUUUACGACGUUUCCUAGAGAUCUCGUUGGGGGAGAUUGUCACCAGGGCUGUGGUGUCCAUCAGCACUCUGAUCUGCAUGAUCUGCACUCAAGGGGGACUCUACAACAUCUGUGCUUUCUUCGGUGUUCUCUUUCGAAUGACUGAGCCUGCAGACUGGCCUCCCUUCUACGGAGCGCCGUACCAAGCGUACACAAUGCGGAGGUACUGGAGCCAAGCAUGGCACCAGUCAAACACCCACAAGUUCAAGACGAUUUCGGACUACGUCGCCCAUGACGUUCUCCGUCUCCCCCGCGGUACUUCGAAGGCACGGUAUGUGAAGAACGUAAUAGGAUUUCUCGUCUCAGGAUUGAUGCAUAUCGCCCUGGACAUGGCCACGGACAUCUCGGUCUACCAGUCGGGCGGUCUGGCUUUCUUCUGCGGACAGAUGGUGGGCAUUCCUUUGGAAGACUUGGUGAUUCGCCUGUAUAUUCGUGUGACGAAAAGGAUCGGUCGACGACUUUCCUUGGACGGUAGAGAGAUUGAUGGGAUAUGCGUGGGUGGUUGCGUUUCUGGUAUGGUCGAGUCCAGCCUAUGUGUACCCGAAGAUCGUGAAGUCCCGUGA
Aspergillus terreus NIH2624 is the source of this 1116-nucleotide messenger RNA. RefSeq names its product wax synthase family protein. The record is from RefSeq and is a predicted model, not a curated record. The transcript has 2 exons. Gene Ontology annotation, biological process: lipid metabolic process. Bases 1 to 1116 code for a protein of 371 amino acids. NCBI's taxonomy places the organism in Eukaryota, Fungi, Ascomycota, Eurotiomycetes, Eurotiales, Aspergillaceae.